AUGAAGGGAGGGAUCAAGUGUUUCCUGUCGUGUCUCCUCCCCUGCGGUAGCCUCGACGUCGUCCGCGUCGUCCACCCCAGCGGCCGCGUCGAUGAGAUCGCGGCCGCGGUCACCGCCGCCGACGUCAUGCUCGCGCACCCCAACCACGCCGUCCGCCACCACCCGCCCUGCGAGCUCCUCCCGCCGCACGCGCGCCUGCAGCGAGGCCGGAUCUACUUCCUCGUCCCCGUCGUCGCCGCCCCCCACAAGGCCGCGCCGCCGCGGCCUCGCGCCAAGGCGCCGAUGAAGAAGAAAGGGGCGGGCGAUUGGGACCGGGAGAAUGCAGACGCUGAGAGGGGCGCGCUGGAGAAGGGGUUGCCGGCGCAGUUGAGCAGGGAUCGCUGGAGGCCAGGUGGCCGGAGGGUCGGCGCGUGGCGGCCGCAUUUGGAAAGCAUCGUCGAGAUCUCCACGAGCGAAUUAAAAAAUUAG
Messenger RNA from Zingiber officinale, 468 nucleotides. RefSeq lists its product as uncharacterized. The transcript has a single exon. NCBI's taxonomy places the organism in Eukaryota, Viridiplantae, Streptophyta, Magnoliopsida, Zingiberales, Zingiberaceae. The record is from RefSeq and is a predicted model, not a curated record. Bases 1 to 468 code for a protein of 155 amino acids.